AUGGCGUUCGGCUUCCAAGCCGUAGGCAAGUCACCCGACUUAGCCAUUCCAUUCAGUCGUCGCGGCAAGCAGUCGUCCAGUCGCGACACGGGCGUGGCGCGCCUAAUACUGCCGGCGGCGUGUCUCGCGCUCGUCUUCGCGGCGUUCAUCUGGGCCUCGCCGCACAGUCGACGAGCCCUGCGCACCCACACAGGACAAGGAAGCGGCGCGGCCGACGCGUCAGUAGUGGGGGUGGGCGUGGGCGAGCCCAUCGAGAUUCGCUACGAGAAUCGCGAAAUCAUGGAGUUGCCGGCGGCCGGCACGGACGCGGCGAUCGCUGCCUUUCAGUCGGAGCUGGAAGAGUCGGCGGCAAUGGCGGCGAGGGAAGAGCAAGGGUCGGCGAGCGGCAACGGGGAGAGUGAGGGCGGCGGAAACAGUUUUCUAGAAGCAGUGGAGGCGAUGAAGGGGGAAGGGGAGGGGGCAGAGGGCGGGGCGGGGCGGAGUGAGGGGGAAAUGGGCGGAGAACAAGGGGCAGAGGGGGUGAAGGCGGUGUUGGCGGAAGCGGUGGGGGAAGCGGAAAGCGGAGCCAGCAGCAGCGGUGCUGCGGGGGCUGGCGAGUCGAGCGCGUCUGAGCAGCGGGAUGGGUCGGCGGGCGGGUCGGCGGGCAGGGUGGAUGUCACGCUCCCGCCCGGCACCAGCUCUUCCGCCUCCCCUUCCGCCCCAUCCUCGCCCUCCUCCCCCUCGUCCUCCCCCGCGCGCGCGGAUCUGGUGGAGCGCUUGCGCAACCUGACGGCGGUGCUGGAGGGCAUCCGCCCGCUGGCGGAGGAGCGGGGGAACGCGCAGCUGGUGAAGCACAUUCGCGCGGCGGUGGAGAAGAGCGGCGCGGUGACGGCGCGGUGGGAGGAGAGCGGCGCGUGGGGCGGCGACGACAAGGUGACGGGGCUGGUGAAGCUGCUGGAGGCGGUGGCGGCGCGUGCCAAGGAGUGGCGCGGCAACGCCGCGACGAUCGAGAAGUUGCGCGGCGAGGUGGAGCGCGGCAAGGCCAAGGUGGCGGCGCUGACGGCGGAGCGCAACCAGCUCGACCUGGCGGCGGCCAAGGCGCUGCCCAAGUCGCUUCACUGCUUCAACCUCCGCCUCACCGUCGAGUACGGCAGCAACAAGGACCUGCGCGCGGCGUCGCGGCGGCGGGAGCGCAAGCAGCGCGCGCUGCUGACGGACCCCGCGCUGAUGCACUACGCGCUCUUCUCCGACAACGUGCUCGCCGUCGCCACCGUGCUGCGCUCGCUCGAAGCCAACUCCAAGAACCCCGACCGGCACGUGGUGCACGUGGUGACGGACAGCAUGAACCUGCCGGCCAUGCAGGCGUGGUUCGCGCUGCACCCGCCCGUGCACGUGGCGGUGGAGAUCACGUCCGUGGAGUCGCUGGCGUUCCUCAACGCCUCCUACUGCCCCGUGUUGCGCCAGCUGCAGGCCAAGGCGCUCAAAAAGUUCUACUUCUCCCAGCACGACGACUCAGCGAACCAGACGAGCAGCGGGGUGCCGCGGCCACAGGGGUCCGCAGCAACAGAGGCAGAGGCAGCGGGGGCGGCAGCGGCGGCGGCAGUGGCGGGGCAGAAGCUAAAGUUCAAGAACCCCAAGUACCUCUCCAUCCUCAACCACCUCCGCUUCUACCUCCCCGAGAUGUUCCCAGCGCUGGACCGAGUGGUGUUUCUGGAUGACGACGUGGUGGUGCAGCGCGACCUCUCCCCGCUCUUCUCCUUGCCGCUGCACGGGGCCGUCAACGGCGCCGUGUUCACGUGCAGGGAGGGCGACGCCUUCCACCGCCUGCACAAGUACCUCAACUUCUCGCACCCCUUCAUUCGCGACCACUUUGACCCCGAGGGGUGUGGGUGGGCGUACGGCAUGAACGUGUUUGACCUCGCUCAGUGGCGCCGCAAGGGGCUCACAGACGUCUACCACAAGUACCAGUCCAUGAACGCGGAGAGGCAGCUGUGGCAGCUGGGCACGCUGCCGCCCGGGCUGAUGACGUUCUACAACCUCACAGCCCCGCUGGACGCGCACUGGCACGUGCUGGGGCUGGGCUACGACAAGGCCACGCCCACCCACCUCAUCCAACAGGCCGCCGUGCUGCAUUACAAUGGCAACGCGGUACGUCCCCUCCCCCUGCCUCGCCACACCUGUGCCCCGGCCUCCAUGCCCAUCUGUGCUGCCACCAAUGCCGCCAUCCCCACUGCAUUCCAGUCCCCUUCCUCGCCUCAUGCUUCCCCCUCGCCUCCUCCGGUUUCCCUCACGCUUCCUCAUCAUAUCUCUCAAUAUUUUCUCUUCCCCCCCCUUCCUUUCCCCGGUCUCCGUUUGUGGCGCUGUGGGCUCACAGAAGCCAUGGCUGGACACGGCGAUCAAGGAGUUCAAGGGGCUGUGGAGCCGGUACGUGCUGGCGGAGGAUGA
This is a messenger RNA of Closterium sp. Naga37s-1, 2424 nucleotides long. The record is from the annotation of a GenBank genome assembly. NCBI's taxonomy places the organism in Eukaryota, Viridiplantae, Streptophyta, Zygnematophyceae, Desmidiales, Closteriaceae.